GUAACGCGUAUUUUUAGGGAGGAAGCCGCUGGUCUUGGUCUUGGCGUUCGCUUCAAAACAAAAUGGACGCUGGACUCAGAGAAAGGGAACAUUCGUUGACUUUGAAAGGUAUAUUUCUAUUUGUAUUUGUUCGUAUACCUUGUACAGAUUGUUGCUGUUUUAUCAUCCACAUCUCCUAGUGAUGUUCGGUGGACUCUUUCUUGCCUGCAAAAGGUGUUCAAGCUUCAUAGCUUCUUUUUUGUAGUUUUCUGGUGGGAUCUCCUCCAGGGAUCUCUCGAAAUGCAGCGGAAAAUUAGUAAUCGCAUUUAGCAUACUAAAACUAUUUCCAUUCUCUUCAGCUUCCACUGGACAACCAAAUCUUUAAAAAGAUGCUCAUGACCCCCCUCCCCCUCCCCCUCCCUUUCCACCCUCGCAGGUAAACAGAAGUGAUUGCUCAAUAAAAAUUAAUUAUUGUGAUUCUCUUCAGCAGUGAUUUACUGGAAAUUUUGUGUACCUACACUUCAGUAACUUGCUGCCAAAUAGUGGGUGGGCCUUAUUUCAUAGGUGCUGUUGAAUAGAGUAUUACAUGUAAUAAAGUAUUUUUAAAUUUUACUUUGUAGUCAUGAGACUGACUAGACCAUCACUGUACACUAGUGUACCUGUAACAAAUGAAUCUCAAGAUCUGCCAGGUAAAUCACAUUACUUGUAAAAAUUUUUAUUAGCAGAUUAUGUGGAAAGUUUUCCUUUGUAUUCUGCUCAUGAUGUAUCCCAUCAAUAGUAGUGCGGCAGGGGUACUUUGCUGAAAGCCAAAUGCAGAACACCUAAUGACUCUGACUUUAGUGACUGGGGUUAGAAAACUAGGUGAAUCAGGUUCCAUUAUUUUAGGGUCAUUAAACUAAGAAAACAGACCUGAAACUUUAUUCACUCAGUUUCCUCACCCUAGUCACCAAACUUAAGAGUCAUUCAGUGUUCUGCAUUGUUGAAUGCUGAAUCAGAUGCAGAAUGCCAAUGCCGGUACAGGUGUCACUUUCACCCCGUAAACAACCAUGCAGCAGCCUGCUUUAUUUUGACAAGCAUAAGUUUUCAUCACUAACUGUAAGUUUUAUUGCGUGCAGGAAUUCCCCCGGCCCUUAGUGAUAACCCUGGACUCUACUUUAUUACUUUUAUUGCGACACCUUACAAAGGUUCUACAUCACGUAUAUCAUAGGGCCAUUUUUGUGGCGUAUCGAAAAUCUAUCUGGCUGGCAUUUAUACCACAUACCAGUAUUAUUUUUUGUUUAUAUCAAUUUUCACCAGCUUUUUAUCAAACCCAACAUAUACAGUAAGUAAUACAUGUAUGUAUGUAUUAGCUAAUAACAAUGAUGAUGAAAUAAUAAUAAUCAUAAUCAUUAUAACUAGUAUAAUAAAAAAUUAUUAUAAAUUGUAAUGAUACACUUAACAAUAGUUAGUAAAAUGGUUUUUCUUAGGAGAUACAUUUGAGGAUGCACAUCUAUCCGAUAUAACUUCAGUAAAAGGACUCAGUACCUUUGCUUUAGGGGAAUUAUUUGUUUUGCCACAGACAUUCGGGUAAGUUGAACUGAGAUAUACUUACUGGUAGUUUGGGACUUAAUGUUAUGUCAUUUGUAGUUUAACCAUUGUGAAAACUGAUGAAUGGUUAUGAACAACAACCAUUAAUUUUAUAAGCUAGAUCUGUUCCCUUUCAAUACAUGUACAUUAUUUAAUCAACUAAUAAUGACAGCCAAUGUGAUUGCCAGCCAAUAAUGUACAAAAGGUAGUAAUAUUACACAGAACUUUAAACUUUUAAUAAUAUUAUUAUUUUAAUAAUAAUAAUAAUAAUAAUAAUAAUAAUAAUAAUAAUAAUAAUAUUUUAUUAACUAUUUCUUUUUCUUCACAUCACAGAAAUAUUUUCCUUGGUGAAGUUUUUUCAAGUUAUGUUAGUGUCCACAAUGACAGUAACCAGCCAGUUAAAGAUAUUGUUAUUAAGGUCUGUAUAAAAUAAAUCUACAUUUACUUGUAACUACUAUGGAAGCUCUUGUAAGCAUUCAUCCACUGGACAUCAAAAAGGUAUUUGUUACUGGAGCUGACCGCUUACAAGAAUGUAAAAAUACAAAGUUUGUAUGGGAGUUGAGGGAAGUGGGGCCUUGUGAAGGCGGCCUUGCUGUCUGCUUACGAGAGCUAGUGUUUGGCUUCCACUGUAAUACAUUGUAAAUACUGUACAUAGAUCUUUUGUAAAUCAAUUUUCAAUUGCUACAACUAAUUCAUAAUAAAAUAUAGUAUGAAAUAAAUAUAUAUGCUCUGUAAGACAUGCAGAGAAAAUCAUCUCGGGCAUAAGCAAUGGCCAUGCUACAUUGUAUAGAUCUUUUAGGAAAAUAAGAAUUUAAUUACAGUCUCAAAUGCAGACUUAUACCAGUCUUUCUGCAGAAACUGAGAAAUUGGAGCCUCUGCAAAGUUAAAUCAACUGCCUUGAGUUUGUUUCUUGACAUGUUUCAAUACUGGAUAGUCUGGACCUUUGUGGAAGUAUUUAAUAACAUAAUACCAAGUUCAAGGAGAUUGAUUAAGUCAUUACACUACCACUUUCUUUCAAAAUUUCAGACUGAUUUGCAAACAUCAUCUCAAAGAUUGACUCUGUCUGGUACAUCUAACAUGCCAGUUCCUAAACUUGAUCCAGAAGAGAGCUUUGAUCAGGUUAUUCACCACGAAGUGAAAGAACUGGGAACACACAUGUGAGUUUUCACAAAUAAAAGUCAUCCGUGAGCUUCAACCAGAUUUUUCUUGCAAUAAAAUGCCAGUUGCCCAUUAUUCAUGCACUGUUCUUUUGCUUCUUAGCCACAUUUAUGUUCUGGAAUUGGGUAAAGGAUUCUUGAAAACACACAAUGUGCUGUUUCAUAAAAAUAGGCUGAUUUAGCAACAGAACGGGAAUGUCAGUUGACAACAGUAUGCACAAACCAAACAACUGGCUUGACCAAUUGCGGAGAGGCAAAUUGGGCACGAGAAGUUGAGUUUACUCCUUUCUGCUUGCUUUCCCCUUUCUGUAGCUAAAUCAGCCUAAUAUUGAAAGAAUAUUGAUAUUCCCUGGCCUCUCUCAAGAGAGUACAAUAUAGACAAAACACUAACAAACUUGUGUACAGCGCAUGUUCAUGUGUUCCAGAUUUAUUGAAGUGCUGGUUUCUGCAUGAGGAGAGGUGAAAUCCUGUCAGAGAAAGGUAGCCGGAUUCUGAGGCCCACCAAAUGUGGGCAUAGGUCUGAACUAAAGCUUGCAAUUGGCCACAUCGGCAAAGGGGAAAGUCCUCUCACCACUCAGCCUUCCUUCCCCACCCACUCCCCACCAAAGAAACAACAAUUAAUGGCCACAAAUCCUUUGAGGGGUCCUGUCAAUUGCCAAGUAGUGUGCCAAUAUACUGGCCAUGUGGAUUGAACAACACAAAUGUUUGUUGCAACAAUUUUGUUUUACUUUUCCUUACAGACUUGUUUGUGCUGUGAGCUAUGCAACCAUAAAUGGUGAUAAAAUGUACUUUAGGAAAUUCUUUAAAUUUCAGGUGAUUAAUUUUGAAUUACAGAAAAUGCUACAACUUUUAAACUAUAAAUAAACUCUACAAGGUUCAUGCCUUUCUCAACUGAUUUUAACUCCACUAGGUCCUUAAACCUCUUGAUGUUAAAACAAAGUUUUAUAAUGCCAUGGUAAGCAUGAAACUCUUCUUUUGUUUGUGUUUUAGAUGGCUUUUCUCAUGCAGUCAUUUGUAUUCAUUAUAUUGAUACCAUGGUUAAUUAAACUCCUGAGGGUUUUGUUUUUUGUUUGGUGCAAGGAUGAUGAAGUAUUUCUUGAAGCACAAGUACAGAACAUAACUUCAAGUCCUAUGGUAAUGGAGUCAGUACAAUUGGAGCCCUCAGCCGUUUACACUGUCACAGACCUCAAUUUCAUCCCAGCUGACCAGAAAAAGGAUGUUAGUGGGUGAGAUGAGACAGUGUACAUCUAAUGACUUACAUUGUAACAUUUCUUUGGGAAAUUAUUGGAUCACCCUUUUUUUCUGGGGGGGAGGUCUGAGAUAAGCGCUGUCAUUAGUUGCAGGCAGUUGGCUUGUUUGGCCAGCUACUGCAGCAGUAAAAUCAGCCAGCUACUCAAAUUUGAAAAUGUCAAACAUAGCAAAUAUGGGAAGAUUUGUGGGAUAAAUGACCAGCUACUUUUUCUACAGGACUAGCCACUUAAAAUCAUGCAUAAUGACUGCCCUGAAAGUUAGGGACAAUUUCUCCAGGAGACCUCACCUGUUGGCUUCACCCUCACUCCCAGGGGUAAUUUCCACCUUUGGUACUGUACACUAAACAUAAUAGGAGUAACUGAAAGAACUCUGUUUUACAUUAACAGGGAUGAAGCUGUCGCAGAGAGUAUAUUUGGACGAGGAUCGUACAUGAACCCAAAUGACACAAGGCAGUAUCUGUACAAGCUGACACCAGUGCAACCCACUUACAAGAAUGUUAAGGUAUGAGAACUGCCUCAUUAUCAAGCAUAAUUAUAUGUGAGUCAUUCCUCUCUUUAAGGUUUCAGUCACUGAUUUAUUUAUGACUCACUGGAGGGGUUAGAGAAAUCCUCCAAUGAACGAAAACUUCACAGCCCACCCCUUGACUUCACUCAUACUUUACUCAAAACUACAAGACUUCCAAAUAAUUAUUAUUGAUAUGCUCCAACCACCUCCUCCCCUCCCCUACCCCCCAACCUAAACACAGAUGUUUCCCCUAAAUGAGCUGGAGGCGUGUGGCACUGUUUUAUUUUUUUUCUUUAUAACUAGGUUGCAAAUGUUGUGGGGAAGUUGGACAUUGUAUGGAGAACAGCAUUUGGAGAAAGGGGUAGACUUCAAACCAGCCAAUUACAGAGAGUUGUGAGUACAUUAUCAAAACAAUUAAAUGCUCUUAACAUUCUCCAUUGUAGACCCUAAAAGAUAAACAAUAAACUCCUUACAGUGUCAAGAAAUACCAUGUAGUUAAAGACGGGGAAGACAAUUUGCAAAAGCAUUGAACAGAGCAUUUUAACAUGACGUCACGACAGCCAUAUUGGUGUUCCAAACCAAUUCUGUUGGAGCUGGACUCGUUUCUUCUUUAAACGCUUUCUUUUGUUCGAAUAGAUUUGCAUAGAUGCUGGCCAUGAGAGCGAAAAUGCUCUAUAGUCACUGAUCAUUUGACAUUGGCUCUUCCUAUCAGUGCAAAACCAUAGGGGAAGGUGGUGAAGAAGAUUGGAGGAUAAAUGAUACAAAAUAAAAUAAACGAUAAAUAAAUAAAAUAAAAGUACAAUCUGAAUUGAGAAGUUACUAAGUGGAAAGAAGCUGAAAGUUGAGCAGUGCGAAGAUUAUAAUUCCAUAUAGUUUAACAGAUAAUGUGGCAAUUAAAGACCUUUUCCUCAUUCGUUAAACAAAGGAACCGUCUCAUUGUCACCAUGUUUUCUCUUUACACCUAAAAGGUGCGUAAGGUUAUUCCCAGGACUUAGAAGCUUCAAAAUUGCCCGUAAGAUAUCCUUGUCAUUUUGUGGUAGCUAUGUUCAGCAAAUGAAGCCAAACAUCUUCCCAUGUACAUGCAGUGAUAAAUAGUGAUGGUUCAAUUUGUGGAGACAAUAAUCAUUAUUAACAGAAUAUCAUUUUAAAAUUUUUUCAGCCUCCUCCUGUGUUAGACAUCAAAAUGAGCAUUGUUCAAAUCCCAGAUGCCGUUUUAGUGGAAAACAGGUUCCCACUGAAAAUAAAACUCAGAAACACUUGGUAAGUAGUGUUUUCAGCAGAAGUUGACCCUUUGAGCCCUAAUAAUUAUCAAAGUUAAAUUCCCAUUGUUGUAACUUUACUAUACAAAUAGUGGAGAGAAGUUGUCAAAGUUAUCAAUAAUAUUCAUCUUUCGUCAAGUCCUUAAUUUUGAGUGAUGUUCAUCGCUUUUGGGUCUAAAAGAUUUAAGAAAACCACUUAAUUAUGAUCAAAAGAGUUUUUACAGUGUACCUGAAUAUCAAGCAGGACUGGCUUACUUGGUCUAAAAGUAAAGAAGACAUGGAAAUUUUACCACUGGGUACAUAAUAUUCACGAUUUGUGAAUUCUUGUUUUUAUCAGUGAUAGAAAGAUGGAACUGAAACUGUUUAUGACCAAAAGUAAAGAUGGUGGACUGAUGUGGUGUGGUACAUCUGGAAAGGUACGUCUUGAAUAUUCUGAAACUUUGAAACACUUUGUUAAUUGUAUGGUAUUGUAAUAAACAGCAUCAUAAGAAAUUACUCUUCGGUAGAUUUCUCUUUUUCUACUCAUACAUCACCAAAAUGCCUGCCAUCAGAAAACCCCUUAUGGUAACGAAGGUGAGGUAGGAUUUUCAUUGAAACAAGAUCUUGACCUGUAACGUUUCUAAAGCAGUUUUCUGUUGGUAUUGUUGUAGAAUCUAGGUCCUCUUCUUCCAGGAAAUUCAGUGGAAUUACAUUUCAAUCUUCUCCCUCUCGCUGCUGGAAUGCAGGUAUAUGAUUCAUAGUUUCAAUGCAAUUAUGAUUAAGAUUGAAAUUUUGAGUUCUCUAACAGUCCUGUACUUUUGCAUUGUUUCAUUAAUCCAAGGGCAGUGUUAUGUUGAUUUACUUCUACAGGGGCGGAUCUAGGGGGAGGGUGCAGGGGGUGCGCACCCCCCCCCCUUCCUGAGAUGACCUGCGAUUUUCUAAUACAAGUGGUAUUCUGCCAAAAAAAAACUAUGUGGUUUAUUGGUGUUGAAGUAGAGCAAAAGACAAGUGCACCCCCUCCUAAAAAAAAUGCUGGAUCCGCCCCUGUUCUAUAUAUUCGGUUCAAAUAAUAAUUUAUUUUCAAUACUAAUCAUCUUUCCCAUAUGUGAACUCAACUGGUUUUGGAUAAUAUCACGUAACUACGAUACGGUCAGCUCACAGAUUGUUUCACAUCCAUCCAGUUGUCUCUGUUAAGAACAAAAACAGCUGAGACUGCUACACCCUGUCUCUUUUACAUUUUUUACUCUUUGUGGACAAAAAAGAACAGAUGGGGACUUUACAAUUUCUGGCAAUGACAACGUCUGGUGCUUAUAUCUCUGUGUCUUACAGAUAAGUUCCUCUACUGUCCCUGUAAUUUCCCACUUGUGUCCUUGCUGUAGGCUUCUUGUGUCGUGCUAGUGUCCAUCUAGUUCACAUUAAUUUUUGUGCCCCAACCUGUAGUUCACCUCUUGUGCCCUGUGGUGUUCCUCUAGUAUGACACCCCUGUAUUUCACCUCCUUUGCCCUGUGGUGCUCCUCUAGUAUGACUCAUGUUCCUCCAGUUUCCUUCGUGUACCCCUGUAUUUCACCUCUUUUGCCCCUUUAGUGUUCUUAUUGUGUCCCUUUAGUUUCCUUCUUGUCCCCCUCUAGUGUACCCCUUGUACCCUGUGGUGUCCCUCUUGUGCAUCUUGUGUCCUUCUAGAGUCCCUUUUGUGUCCCUCCUAAUCUCCUUCUUAGACAAGUAGUUCGUUAUACCCCACAAAGGAAGGAAAAAUAACUACCAUCAACUGACAUGAUAAAACUCACUUUGGCUCUAAAGAUGACUACCUCCUCACAGGUUGUCAAAAUGCCAGUCACUGUCAACAACAAUCCUAUUCAGGGCUACACUUACGAGCACAAUCACGUUUCACCUACUGAUAAACUGUUUUUCUUUUAUUGCUUUCAGAGUGUUGGAGGCUUGCAAAUCAUAGACACAAUUUCUUCACGGACUUACGAGUUGGAUAACUUGGCACAAGUUUUUGUUUACUCAUCAGAACUUUCACCAUUCAUUCAUCAAUCCAAGAGAUGACCAAUUUGGCUCAAUAACAAUAAACAGAGACUUUAUAAAGAAUCGAUUUGAAGCCAUAACUACGGUAAUUUAUAUGGAAACUUCUGCAACAAAAGACAAAGAAACUGCUCAGAGAAGAAAAGAGAUAUUAAUGACAAAGAAAACAGAUGUCAGUGGGUGUCUAAUAACAUUCUGACCACUUACAGGAAUGUGCUUUAGCUGCGCCCGGUGCCCCCUGGUCCCCAACUUUUGUUGCUCUCAGGGGACUAGAAAAUCUGAGUUUCUUCAUACAAACAAUAAUUAUGUUGAGCACCAGGUUUUACAGGGCCAGAACUCGGAGCUGCCUUCAAUUUUGCAUAGAGCAUAGCCUUGACUUAUUAACAUCAUCAUCAUCAUCAUCAUCACAUAGUUCUCUCUUGAUGGUAGACAGGACAGACAAUGAAAAGAUCAAUGAGUGUACCCC
Molecule: messenger RNA, 8183 nt
Organism: Porites evermanni
Lineage: Eukaryota; Metazoa; Cnidaria; Anthozoa; Scleractinia; Poritidae
Source: the annotation of a GenBank genome assembly